AAAUAAACAAUAAUUGGCACGUUUUACGGUGGAUCUGUCUCAUCCUGUGCGCCAGCCAUUUUAGCAUAUCAUAUUCUGUAAACCGAAGCUAAUGCUAAACCUUUGUUAGCUAGUGCUGAUCUGAAUUUACCUUUUUGGCUUUUGAAAUGAUAUUGCUAAACCGGUUAUUAGCUUCGCUGGCCACCGUAGUUCAUUCACCUUUUGAGAAACUCUGCGGGGCAUUGUUAUGACAAUGUCCCCACUGUGAUGUCACAAGUUGUAGGGGACGGACAUUUCGGUCAGAAUACAAAUCGUAGAGGUGAUUCAAAAAGAGGCCAAUAAUGUGACGACGGUGGCGGUCUAUCUUCAUUUGCGAUCAGUUUAGCUUAGCAUAGUUUGAGCUAAUCGAACAUUUAACGUCGGUAUAGCACCGUUCCUUGCAUUAGAAAACAAUUAAAGGGAGGGCCCCCAAUAUGUCCCACUGGAUCUGCUGCAACGCCUGCUUUCUUCCGCCCUCGUCCGAGCGCCGAAUGGCCCUCACGUCCUGCGGCCAUGUCGUGUGCAGCGUUUGCUACCACAAAGGUCAACAAAACAAAUGUUUGAUCUGCAACAAUAAAUGUCAAGUAUCGCCUCUUACUGACCAAAGCCGCCCGGACGUGAAGGCCCUGUUCGCCAACAUCAACAGUGUGGCAAACAAACAUUUGUCAGAGAUCAGAAAUGUUGUAAUGUUCCAGGCCAAGCACGGUCGAAAACUGCUAGCACACUACGAGAAAAGGAGUGAAAAACUGGAGGAGGGCUGGCUGAAGAUGAAACAGGAAAUGGAGCACAUGGCCAAGAAGCUGAAUGAACAGAGUGCCUACAUUGCUAAACUUGAAUAUACACUUCAAAGUUUAAGGUCAUCAUCGAUGUCCCAAAUGAGCCACGGCUCCCAAAGCGCACAUGGACGACAAGUCCUGCAGAUCCCGUUCAGCCCUCCCGUGUCACUCUCCAGACAUUCCUCAUCCAGCAACAUCGCUGACAACAUGGAGGCGGAUGAACGACUGAGCUUUUUCAAAAAACCUGCCGCCGGCCCCAGAUUGUCGCUGAUCAGUCCUCCGCACAACGGCCGCAUGGGCACAAUUACUCACAGGAUGUCCAGCCAAAUGGGAAACCACUCCACACACUCGGCCACAGUCAGCCGCUAUCCGAUAACGCCGACGACGACGCCCAGCUUGCCAUUCGAAGACACGGCCGCUUGGAACACGCCCAUCUUCCAGCCCUCCCGCUCUUUCCGGGCGCACCCUCCUCCCUAAAAAAAAAAAAACAAAAAAAAACAGGUGCCCGCGCAUCCAGCUGCAUGCACACGGUUGCUUUUUCCACCUUCUCAGGGAAAAGGGAGCGUUCCUGCACCUGUUCUAUUCACGCACAUAAACUGGGAUUACAUGAACAAUAAAUGCAGUUUGUUGGCUCCAAUACAUCAAAGGAGGCC
Molecule: messenger RNA, 1447 nt
Organism: Syngnathoides biaculeatus (alligator pipefish)
Lineage: Eukaryota; Metazoa; Chordata; Actinopteri; Syngnathiformes; Syngnathidae
Product: probable E3 SUMO-protein ligase RNF212
Exons: 13
Coding region: 453-1271 (272 amino acids)
Biological process (GO): protein sumoylation; homologous chromosome pairing at meiosis; reciprocal meiotic recombination
Cellular component (GO): synaptonemal complex
Molecular function (GO): SUMO transferase activity
Source: RefSeq, a predicted model, not a curated record